CCGGGAACACCCCGCGUUUCUCUCGCCGGAGUUUGUCCUGUUGUUGGAGAUAAGUUGCGUCUCGGUGCGUCAGAUGGAGAUCCGCUGGCACAACACUUUCCACACUUUCUACACUUUCUGGUGGUUGAACUCUGGACCAAAGCGCACGCCUUUGCUCCGACUGUGGUCCAGCCUUUUGGCGUUAUUGAGAGGAGAUGCUGAUGUUGCCGGGCAGCCGUGGGUGCGCACAACACCCAGAGAAGUGUAUUUACAUGAAGGCAGCCACGCUCGCCUCUUCUCCCUGUAACGGAGCCAUGCAGUAGUCUCAACACGUCCAGUGGUUACACCUCCAGCAGCUGUCCGCCUCCCAGUAUAACCGUUCCGUGACGCGCGUAAAAGAAGGACGCAGCUGUCGGGAUUCCCUGACUGAUGUUGCGCUAAAAAAAAAGGAAGAAAACAAUAAAACAGCGGAAACAAGACACACGGGUGAAACUGCUGCGGAGGAAACGGAUCUAAUCUCAAUGGACACGACAACAGAGAGUUUAUCUGAACACUGAGAAGACGGGGAAAGAGCUGACGACACAGAAGCAUUUAUAUUGGCGAAAAAUCGCUUCGCUGGUCAUAGCAUUUCAGCUCAUAUUUCUAUAUAGCUGCCAAAAAAACACAGGGAUAUGAAACAAUAACCGACAAUCAGCGUUGAUUGCUUCAAUAUUUCUCCCCGUGUGGUUUUGAUUGCACUGUUCGGGCUUUCCUGUAUCAUCAAAGUUUCCAUACAGACCUCAAUUUAGAAGGCUUCGCGCAGACUUCGGGACAGAUAAGAGCGACAACAAGCAAACCUUUGUAUCUGUCGUCGUCGUCAUCGUCCCGCAUGCGGCUCCCCGCUUAGCUUUAUUGAAGAGGAGGAGGCCAUUAAAGCAUUUGACAGAUAGGAAGGCUUGGUGUGAAGGUGUUGUUGCCGGCUGGCCGCUGGUUGGAGAUGAGAUAAGAGCUCUGGGAAGAGAGGGAAGACGUGACUGAAUACAAAUGAGGAUUCAUUUCUGCUGGAGGUGCACCAGUCGAGCGAGAUGGACAAAUUAGUCGAGAACUGUGCGACGCAAAGGAUGGGAAGGUGCAGUCGCUGAAAGGAGGAUAAAGGAACUUCCCGCGGUCCCCAAACCGAGUAGAGUUGAGCCAUCGCCAGUGCCAUGUGUGAACUGAUCUGUGUGCAGUUUUAUAUCAUCGUGGUGAGGCAUCACGAAACCGCAUAGAAAGGCGAGAUGGAGCUGAGUAAUAUCUCACUGGACUACUUCAACAGCAACCUCACGGAGGUCCCCGACGCCACCCCUGCUCCGGCCUGGAGCGAGGCCACGCUGCUCGGCCUGCAGGUCUCCCUGUCGGCGCUGUUGGCGCUCGUCACCUUGGCCACCGUGCUCUCCAACGCCUUCGUCAUCGCCACCAUCUUCCUGACCAGGAAGCUGCACACGCCCGCCAACUUCCUGAUCGGCUCGCUGGCCGUCACGGACCUGCUGGUGUCCAUCCUGGUCAUGCCGAUCAGCAUCGUCUACACCGUCAGCAAGACCUGGUCGCUGGGGCAGAUCGUGUGUGACAUCUGGCUGUCGUCGGACAUCACCUUCUGCACGGCCUCCAUCUUGCACCUGUGCGUGAUCGCGCUCGACCGCUACUGGGCCAUCACGGCCGCUCUGGAGUACUCAAAGCGGCGCACCAUGCGCCGCGCGGGGAUUAUGGUCGGCGUGGUGUGGGUGAUCUCGAUAUCCAUCUCCAUGCCUCCGCUUUUCUGGAGGCAGGUCAAAGCCCACGAGGAGCUGACUGAGUGUAUGGUGAACACGGAUCAGAUCUCUUACACGAUAUACUCCACCUUCGGCGCCUUCUACGUUCCCACCGUGCUGCUCGUCAUCCUCUACGGACGGAUAUACGUCGCCGCCCGCUCUCGCAUCUUCAAGUCGCCGUCGUCGUCCGGGAAGCGCUUCACCACCGCGCAGCUGAUCCAGACCUCGGCGGGCUCCUCCCUCUGCUCUCUCAACUCCGCCUCCAACCAGGAAGCACACCUGCACUCUGACGGCGCGGGAGGAGGAGGAGGAGGAGGAUCGCCUCUGUUCAUGAACAUCGUGAAAGUGAAGCUGGCCGACAGCGUGGUGGAGAGGAAGCGUCUGUGCGCGGCGCGCGAGCGGAAAGCCACCAAGACGCUGGGCAUCAUCCUGGGCGCGUUCAUCGUCUGCUGGCUCCCGUUUUUCGUGGGCACGCUGGUCACGGCCAUAUGCAAGGACUGCUGGUUCGACCCGGUGCUGUUCGACGUGUUCACCUGGCUCGGGUACCUGAACUCCCUCAUCAACCCCGUGAUCUACACCAUGUUCAACGACGAGUUCAAACAGGCGUUUCAGAAACUCAUGAAGUGCAGACGCUUCUCUUGAAAAAAGCCACCAGAUGAAGAAAAAAACAAUAAUAGAUAAUGAUUAUAACAUAGUAUUGAUCGUUUAAGUCUCUCAUCUUGUAACGACAACUGUGACUUUUGUUCUUUUUGUGCGUGCGUGUGCGUGCGUGUGUGCGUGUACCAAACAGCUCCAUGCCAUAACUCUUUAGAUACUGACCGUAUAUCCGUCAUAUAGAUUUAUGCAUGCAUGCUUUUGAAAGAUCGAUCUCUCUCUCGUCAGCGGGACAGUAUGGACGGAGUAAACCCACAGUGACUGGACUGAAUCCAGAGGAAAUGAAAAGCCAUGAAGUAUACAUGUAUGUUGUCUUUAUCUCUGUGACUGUACGCUGCCGGUGCGCCCGUAUAACCUUUAUGUGCUACAGUAAAGAAUUUAGAAAAAACCAGAACCUUCGAAGAGAUUCAGUGAAAAAUGUCUUUCCUACUUGAACAUGGUGUGUGUGUGUGUGUUUGAGGUAGUUACUUUAAUGUAAUCCUGUAAUAUAUGCGUGUGUGUGCGAGGAAGUGCGGAUUGUCAAGUGUUUGACAUUUAUGCCUCAUAUUCUCCACCGUCAUCACAGCCUGAAAUGGAAACAUCAUCUCCACUCUGCCUCUGAAUACUAAAUGACACGCAGCCAGUGCCAUAGCAACAAAUAAACCCCUCCAAAAUAUGUCCACGGAAUGGAAUUAUCAGAGUACGGAGAAUAGAUUGGGAUUUAAUUAGUGCUUCCUAAUGAAAAUAGUUUGGUAUAAAUGACAUUCUCACAGGUAUCCGUUUGAUCUCGGGUCCAAAUCUGCUGUUAGAGUGUGAGUGAACGCGGCAGGGGACAGUACAGAUGUUUCACCAGGCGCCGCCGUCUCGCACGGAUCCUCCGAAGACGCCUCUGCUGUUGUUAGCGCGCGACUUGUCGUGACAAUCUCCUGACGCGGUCGUCAAACUCGCGUGUGUCUGAAAACGGCUUCACGGUUGUUUCUGAAUAAAAACGCCCUGUUUUUAUUCAUUAUGAGGUUAUUUUAUUUGGAAAUGCU
Molecule: messenger RNA, 3412 nt
Organism: Solea senegalensis (Senegalese sole)
Lineage: Eukaryota; Metazoa; Chordata; Actinopteri; Pleuronectiformes; Soleidae
Gene: htr1d
Product: 5-hydroxytryptamine (serotonin) receptor 1D, G protein-coupled
Exons: 2
Coding region: 1236-2387 (383 amino acids)
Biological process (GO): smooth muscle contraction; chemical synaptic transmission; regulation of behavior
Cellular component (GO): dendrite; plasma membrane
Molecular function (GO): G protein-coupled serotonin receptor activity; neurotransmitter receptor activity
Source: RefSeq, a predicted model, not a curated record